Molecule: messenger RNA, 1098 nt
Organism: Symsagittifera roscoffensis
Lineage: Eukaryota; Metazoa; Xenacoelomorpha; Acoela; Convolutidae
Exons: 6
Coding region: 369-941 (190 amino acids)
Source: RefSeq, a predicted model, not a curated record
UCCUUGUUGAUUCUACCAUAUUUCCUUAUAAUUCGCAAUCUCGCUCAAGACUCGAAUUAGACACGCAUUAGGGCGUUUUUCAACACAAAAAAGUGUGUUUUAAAUAAAUCUCAAGUAUCGACUUAAUUCAGAAGUUGCUGUUAAUAAAAAAUUACAUUACAAUUUGUACUUGUUUUUGGCCCUUUUGUUCUAUUUUUGGCUAAUCAGUACCUGCUAGUCUUGUGGUCUGAAUCAUAUCUAAAACAACUGUCUUCAUUUUUACCCAAUUUCAAACCAGAUUUUACUCUAUUUAUUCUCUUUUAUUGAUUGGAUAACUCGUUGAGUGCGGCCAAUUGAUAUCGACUGCUUCAAAUAAUACAUCACAAACCAUGGCUUCUUUUCGAUCCAAAGAAGUCGGCGAAAGCAUUAGAGAAGUUGAAUGUGAGAUGGAUUCUGAAAUUGACAGUGCAUUUAUGCAGUCUUCAAGCGCUUCAAACAAAGACGAAAACAAUCAGUCUGAUCAAGACAAUAAGUUACCGACGACAAAUGAGGCAGAUAAUACAACAGGCUUUAAAUUGGGACUCCAAGAGAGGAUCGAGGCGAUAGUUGGAGGGGGUGGGGGAGGAGCAGAGGGGGAGGAUGUACCGGCGGGACUGAAGGACUUGCUGGUCAACUUCUCUCUCAGCGUGAUGCGCAGUAGACCACGUGACCUGUUGGAACAUGCGCAAAAUUAUUUCACGGAGUUGAGGGACGCUGCUGUUAACAAGAAGUCGGCGAAAGCAUUAGAGAAGUUGAAUGUGAGAUGGAUUCUGAAACUGACAGUGCAUUUAUGCAGUCUUCAAGCGCUUCAAACAAAGACGAAAACAAUCAGUCUGAUCAAGACAAUAAGUUACCGACGACAAAUGAGGCAGAUAAUACAACAGGCUUUAAAUUGGGACUCCAAGAGAGGAUCGAGGCGAUAGUUGGAGGGGGUGGGGGAGGAGCAGAGAGGGAGGAUGUACCGGCGGGACUGAAGGACUUGCUGGUCAACUUCUCUCUCAGCGUGAUGCGCAGUAGACCACGUGACCUGUUGGAACAUGCGCAAAAUUAUUUCACGGAGUUGAGGGACGCUGCUGUUAA